Herpailurus yagouaroundi (jaguarundi) is the source of this 710-nucleotide messenger RNA. RefSeq names its product mucin-19-like. The record is from RefSeq and is a predicted model, not a curated record. Bases 1 to 678 code for a protein of 225 amino acids. The transcript is spliced from 4 exons. NCBI's taxonomy places the organism in Eukaryota, Metazoa, Chordata, Mammalia, Carnivora, Felidae.
AUGGAGCAAUGGCCGGGUGCCGGCUGCACUCAGGAACAUUUGCGGGACCAUGCUGCUGCCGAUGUCCAGAGACUGCGGCUAAGUGCCAGCCCACCUCAGAAAACGUUCACGCAAUUGGGUGGCUUUUUGUUCAGUAAUUUGAACUUUGCUGACCCAAACAGAAGAAAGAAAUCUCUUGUUGGUUCACUCCUUGACCUUGGAUUUAAUGCUCGCGAAAGGGCUGAAGAUCGGUGGAGAAAACAUCGAGAUACUGAUAGUUUAGUGUUAAAAGACACUCCAGCAGAUAACACCAACACAAGACAUAGGGAUGGAUUUAGUAGCAGUGUCUCUGGGAAUUUGGGAUUUGGUUUGGGGACAUCUGAUCAAAAGGGAUUGGACUUUGGUAGAGCUGACUGGAGUGAAAUGAGCAACAGACGAUCUGCUGGGGGUGAAUCAAUAGGUUUUGGAUUUGAUGCCCGUAGCCCAGUUGGAACCGGGUCUUUUGGUUGGGAACUUGGAAAAAGGAAGGGCGAUAAUGCAUUUGGUUUUGGAGCUUCUGGUUCGAGUUCAUUUGGUGGCAGUGGCAUUAAUAGCAAAAUAAAAAUUGAAGGAAAUCAAGUGGGUAGUUCUGGAGGACCCAUUUCCAAUGAUCUAGGUAUUGAUAUCUCAUGUUUAUGCAUAAAAAUUUCUGAAUCAUGAAAUGUUUUCAAUGUACUCUGUGACGUCAUUUU